This is a messenger RNA of Racocetra persica, 347 nucleotides long. NCBI's taxonomy places the organism in Eukaryota, Fungi, Glomeromycota, Glomeromycetes, Diversisporales, Gigasporaceae. The record is from the annotation of a GenBank genome assembly.
GUGUCUUGAAUAUUGCUUCAUCAACUUUACAAUUAUAUGAUAUGGAUAGUAUUACUUAUUCUAAUAUUAGUUGUAAUGCUUUCUUAGUUAGUCAAAGUGAUAAUACUUCUUUAAUUAGCAAUACUUAUUUUGCUAUUAGUAACAAUAUAUCCUUAGUUAAAAAUAGCAGCAGUGCUUAUAAUAAUAGUAUUUUUAGCAAUAGUUAUAAUAUUGAUCAUUUUUUUAAAAUUAAAUCUUUCAGUAAUGUUGAUAAUAAUAUUUAUCUCAAUAAUAAAUAUUUGACUAAAGAAGCUGAUGAAUAUGAUAAAUAUAAAGAUCAAGAAAAUAAAUUAGCUUCAUUAAGAUUA